CCAGCCACAAUGUGUGUCAGAGGACUGUUUUUGCUCCCAAAGUAGAUGAAUGCUCUAAAUCUGGUGUCUGUAUUGCUGACUGCGAGAUACGAGUAAAAUUGGUUCGCACUUUAUCAUCCCGAGCCAGGACAAGGUUUUUCGAUUGUGGGAUAGAAUGCCGGCGAUCGCAAGUAAAAACUCGGAUUUGGAGUUUGACUCCUUACAACCAUGUUUCUACCCGGAUGAGGACGACUUCUACUUCUGUGGUCCCGACUCUGCGCCACCGGGGGAGGACAUCUGGAAGAAAUUCGAGUUGUUGCCCACUCCGCCCCUCUCCCCGAGCCGAGCAGCGCUACCGGGGGAGCCGGCGACUGCCUCUCCGGAGGCAGACCCUCUGGGCUUCGGCUUAGGGGACCCACUGGACUGGGCUUCGGAGCUGCUGCUCUUGCCCGAGGACGAUAUCUGGGGGGCGUCCGACGAUGGGGAUCUGUUCGGCUCUGCUUUGGAUACUAACCCCAAUAGCAUCAUUAUCCAGGACUGUAUGUGGAGUGGCUUCUCCGCCAGGGAAAAGCUGGAGCGGGUGGUCACGGAGAAACUCGGCAAGGCUAUUUCCACUGCCACAGGAGGAGACAGGAACAUGUGCGUCAAGGCGCCGGAGGUGGUGAGCCGCAGCUCGGUGUCAGAGUGUGUGGACCCCACGGUAGUCUUCCCUUUCCCGGUCCACAAGAAGAACGGCAACAGGGACUCAACCGGGACAGUUAACACAUCCACAACCCACGCGAGUGCUCACAGUGACUCCGGUAAGAAUUUGAAGAUGCGUUAA
Messenger RNA from Morone saxatilis (striped sea-bass), 802 nucleotides. Its product is annotated as N-myc proto-oncogene protein-like. Gene Ontology annotation, molecular function: DNA-binding transcription factor activity, RNA polymerase II-specific; RNA polymerase II cis-regulatory region sequence-specific DNA binding. The record is from RefSeq and is a predicted model, not a curated record. NCBI's taxonomy places the organism in Eukaryota, Metazoa, Chordata, Actinopteri, Moronidae. Gene Ontology annotation, biological process: regulation of transcription by RNA polymerase II. The transcript has 2 exons. Bases 155 to 802 code for a protein of 215 amino acids.